Molecule: messenger RNA, 3603 nt
Organism: Acanthamoeba castellanii str. Neff
Lineage: Eukaryota; Discosea; Longamoebia; Acanthamoebidae
Product: Peroxin 6 (Pex6), putative
Exons: 18
Coding region: 1-3603 (1200 amino acids)
Biological process (GO): protein import into peroxisome matrix
Cellular component (GO): peroxisomal membrane; cytosol
Molecular function (GO): ATP hydrolysis activity; ATP binding
Source: RefSeq, a predicted model, not a curated record
AUGGCCUGCGUGCACGGAGCAGGCUGGGCGCAGCCGCUUGUUGUGGAGGUGGACGGCGGGGGUGAGGAGCUUCUGCAUCGCCUUCACCCAGCGGUCGCCGGUCGUGGUGGCGAUUGCUCGGCUGCCGCAGGCAAGCCCCAGCGCUGGCACCGACCCGAGCGGGAGACUGCGGUCGGCCGCGGAGAGCUGGUAGUGCUUGCCGCAGCGCUGCCCGAUUGUGAGGCUGCUGGCGUGGUGUGCCACCGGCGGCACAGCAAUGGCAACCGCGACGGCCCACAGCUUCCCAACGGCAGGAGCGAUGAGUCGGAAGGCGAUCAAGACAACGUCGCCCAGCUAGAAGGCGCAGUUGCCAACGGCACGGCGGAAGGGAGCAGUGCAGGCGAAUCGGACGCCGGCGUGCUGCGUGUGUCGCGCUUCUUUGCCGAGGAGCACCACCUCGCAUCGGGCGAUCGCGUUCAGCUCAAGCCGCUCGCGAAGCAAGCGCUCACUCUCAACCGGGCAGUCCUGGUUGCGCGUACACAGCGCGCCUACCGCUUUGCCACCAAGAGAGAGAAGCUCUGGCGCAACCGGCUGUGGGAAGCUGGUGCCGGGCUGCCCGUGGCCGUGCGAGGUUCCGUGUUGCGGGUGCGGAGCGAGAUCUCGCUGGCGGACAAGAGCGCUCGCAAGGGGAAAGGAAAGAAGGGAAAGGGCAAGGCUAAAUUGGAAACCGACGAAGGAGAAGACGAGGAAAGAGACCAAAGCGAAUCUGACGACGACGACGAAGACGACGGAGUUGAUGGAUCAGCCGGCCCCACGUGGGAGGAAUACACCAUUGCCGACACUCGGCCGCUGCUGCAGGGCGUCUUGGACGCGACGCGCACACUCAUCGUCAUUCUACCUCCGACUGCGAAGAAGACCACCCCAUCCGUGGCCGCCUCCGCUCCUCUUCCUUCUUUUCGGCCAGACGCGCAACAUGUCGACAACUCAUCGGCCGCCCAGCAGCGACCAAAGCGGUCGCCGGAAUCGCCGCUCUUGCUCUCGUCCUUCAUUUUGCCAUCGUGCCGAUCGCUGCUCAGCUCCAACGUCUCGUCGGCCGAGCUCGACCGCAGCAGCAGCGACGACCUCAAGCCGGCCGUGCUGGAGACCUCUUUCUUGUCCCGACCAUUGACCACGCUUGAACCAGGGGCCGCGUGUCUUGGGUCUAACCUGUUGCUGCUGUCAGCGCCUUCGUGGAGGGACGAGAUGACCGAAGUCGGCCUCAGUCUAUUCACGUUGCGCCAGCUUCACCUCUUUUCCGGCAGCACGGUGGUUCUGAGCUCGGCCGAGUCGAAUCGCGAACGGCUGGCCCGCGCCUACGCGUUGCCGUCGGGCCAGGAAUGGGCCAACGAACGGCUCUACCUAUCGCCAAUUUUGGCCUACAACCUGGGCAUCACACACGGCGAGUCGGUCACUGUCCGGGAACAUUGCGCGGGAUGGACCGAGGCCCGAGCGGUGCACAUAUCUUUGGUUCGGUCGCCGGCAGCGUCGUUGGCGGCCGACUACGCGGGCCCGCUUCGACGUUUCUUCCGGUCGCCGCGUCUGCUGGCGCUGGGCGACCUCAUUCCGGUGGUCCUGCCUCCGCCCCGCUACCCCUUCUUGACACACAAGGGCGGCGACGCCAACGACGAUGAAGACCACGACGCCGACGAAGACGACGACGAUGAAGAAGAAGACGAAACCAGCGGCGACCAUGAUAACCGCGAGGGCGGCGUCGUCUACUUCAAGGUCACCCGAGUACUCCCCGAGGGCACCGCGUCGUUCUUCCGCGUGAGCCAGGAGGAGACCACGCUGGUGCAGGAGGGAGUCGUCAACUCCGCCUUCCCGCCGCUCGCUUCGUCGUACCUUCUGCCCGACGACAAGGACCCCGAGGCCCAACAGGGCGAAGGGUGGGAAGAGGUCGAGGAUGUGAUGCAAGCGUGCUUGGAAGGGCCGGCGGUGAACAUGGACCUCGGCUGCUCGAUCGUGGUCUACGGACCUCCGGCCAACGGCAAGUUCACGCUCGCGCGCUACUUGUCAACCAAGCUCGGCAUCCACCUCGUCACGGUGGACCUCUACGAUCUGGCGCGGGAUGGCCCGCUGUCCGAGGUGGUGUCGGGCCUUACCAAGGCCUUCCGGGAGGCCUGGGCCUGCCACCCGUCGCUUCUCCUCAUCCGCUCGCUCCACGCCCUCCGCUCCUCGGGUCCGUCCCACACCGAUGUAGCCGGCAGUGUCGCGAAGGAGUUGGCGGCCCUGGCCAAUGAGUACUGCGACGGCAAGGGCGGCAAGGUGGCCCUCCUGGGCACGGCCGAGCAGAUAGACGACAUUCCCGCGCCCAUCCGCGCCAUCUUCCGCCACGAGAUCAACCUACCAACUCCCGGCGUGGAAGUGCGUUUGCGCCAGUUGACGCGGCUGUUCGCCCGCACGCCGCUCGCGCCUGACGUCGAGCUGCCCGAUGUGGCGCGCAAGACGGCGUCCUUCGUGGGGCGCGAGUUGCGGUCGUUGCAUGCCCACGCCGCUGCGACGGCCCUCGCUCGGGCCGAUUCGCGGUGGGAGGCGCAGCGACGGGAGGCGGUUUGUGCGGCGGGCGUGGUGGUCACGGCCGAGGACAUCGAGGCGGGCAUCGACAAGGUCUCCUCGCACAGGGCGUCCAACAUCUCCGCACCCAACAUCCCCAACAUUCAGUGGGAAGACGUCGGCGGCUUGGCGCAUGUGAAGCGCGAGAUUCUCGACACCAUCCAGCUCCCGCUCAACCGACCCGACCUCUUUUCUGGCGACCUACGCAAGAGGUCCGGUCUGCUGCUGUACGGCCCUCCGGGCACGGGCAAGACGCUGGUCGCCAAGGCGGUCGCCACCGAGUGCAGCCUCAACUUCAUGAGCGUCAAGGGUCCCGAACUGAUCAACAUGUACAUCGGUGAGAGCGAGAAGAACGUGCGGGACACCUUCCAGCGCGCGAGGGACGCGCGGCCGUGCGUUAUCUUCUUCGACGAGCUCGACUCUCUCGCUCCGGCUCGAGGCGCGGGCGCAGAUUCUGGAGGCGUGAUGGACAGGAUCGUGUCCCAGCUGCUCACCGAGCUGGACGGCAUCCACAAGUCGGCCGACGUGUUCGUGAUUGGCGCCACCAACAGACCCGACCUGCUCGAGCCCGCCCUGCUUCGGCCAGGUCGCUUUGAUCGACUGCUGUAUCUGGGCGUGCCCGAGGACCACGCGCAGCAGCUCCACAUUGUGAAGGCCCUCACGCGCAAGUUCCGGCUGGCGCCGUCGGUCCGUCUCGAGGAGGUCGUCCAGGCCUGCCCGCUGAACCUCACCGGUGCCGACUUCUACGCUGUGUGCUCCGAGGCUCUACAAUCGGCCAUUCGAGAACGCAUCCUCCUGUCCUCUUCGGCUUCCACGGAGGCUUCGUCUUCUACCGGCACGUCCACGUCCACGUCAGCUUCGUCCUCUUUGCCAUCGCCUGGCGACGAGGUGACCACCACGGGGCCGGUGUCGGUCGAGCAGCGCCACUUCAUGGAGGCCCUUCGCUCGGUCACGCCAUCCGUGAGCCCCACGGAGCUGCUGCGAUACCGUGAGCUCCAGCAGACCUACGCGCAAGGCCGUCCUGCUCACUGA